Messenger RNA from Dunckerocampus dactyliophorus (ringed pipefish), 5495 nucleotides. Its product is annotated as oocyte zinc finger protein XlCOF22-like. The record is from RefSeq and is a predicted model, not a curated record. The transcript is spliced from 3 exons. Bases 191 to 2599 code for a protein of 802 amino acids. Lineage: Eukaryota; Metazoa; Chordata; Actinopteri; Syngnathiformes; Syngnathidae.
AAGAAGCUGAAUGAGCGGCGGAGGCUUUCUGGUGCUCCGGACCAGGUUUACGAUUUAAAAAAUAUAUAUAUAUAGAUAAACAGCAAAGAGGGCAACAGCUACCUCAAGGAUUAGUCUUUUGUGAAUUCCACGAAACGGAAGUCAAGUGUGGCGCAUUGGAGUGCAAUCUGAAGUGAAGAUUGAAGACGUGAUGAACCACUGCUAUGCUAAGAUGGCGACGUCCAGUCAAAGAGAAGGUGGAAGAGAAUCAGCGCCACCAACUCCCAGCAAAUCAUCGACGGAGAAAAAGCCCCAAACUGCAGACAACGAUGUCCAGCAGGUGAGUGGUCAUCAAGAACAUCCCACUCAGCCACAGGAGCGGAGCUCCACUUUGAACCAGGAGGAUCCACAGCCCCCCCAUGUUAAAGAGGAAGAGGAAGAGCCACAGUGCACCCACAUUAAAGAGGAAGAGGAGGAACUCUGGAUCACUCAAGAGGAAGAGUGUCUUCUAAGGCCGAAGGAGGAUGAUCUCAUCAAGUUGCCACUGACUGUUGUCUCUGUGAAGACUGACGACCAAGAAGACAAACCACCUAAGUCCUUACGUUGGUUGUGUCCUUCAGAGGUCCAGCAGCUGAUUGGUCGUCAAGGACAAUGUCCCCCUCAGCCACAGGGCGGGAACUCCACUUUGAAGCAGGAAGAUCCACAGCCCCCCCAAGUUAAAAAGGAAGAAGAGGAACUCUGGACCACUCAGAAGAGAGAGUGUCAUCUAGGGCUGAAGGAGACUGAGCUCACCAAGUUGCCACUGACUAGUGUCUCUGUGAAGACUGAAGACAAACCACUUGAGUCCUCACAGCUUCAUCACAGUGGUCUUCACCAAGGUGAAGCGAACAGAGAGGUGGGGCCUUCAAGCAGCAGCUCACCAGGACACACAACAACAGAAGCUGAUGGAGACCACUGUGGAGGAUCACAAGCAGACAACCUCUUAGCUCCACUAUCAGAUAGUGACGACACAACGUCACACUCUCCUGAAGAUGAAGACAGGGACAACACCCAAAAACAUUUACGCAGCGAUACAGACUGGGAAGGUGAUAUGAAGACUCACACUAACAACAAGCACUCUCAGUGUUCUAAAAAGAAGACAGACAUCCAGCAGCUAAUUAGUCAUCAAGAAGAAUGUCUCCCUCAGGCGCAGGGGUGGAGCUCCACUUUGAAGCAGGAAGAUCCACAGCCUCCCCAUGUUAAAGAGGAAGACGUAGAAUCACAGUGCACCCACAUUAAGGAGGAAGAAGAGGAGCCGCAACCAACCCACAUGAAAGAAGAAGAGGGGGAGCCACAGCCCCCCCACGUUAAAGAGGAAGAGGAGGAAGUCUGGAUCACUCAGGAUGAAGAGUGUCUUCUUGGGCCGGAGGAGGCUGAUCUCACCAAGUUUCCACUGACUGUUGUUUCUGUGAAGACUGAAGACCAUGAACACAAACCACCUGAGUCCUCACUGCUUCAUCACAGUCCAAGUGAGGAGAACAGAGAGGUGGAGCUUCCAAGCAGCAGCUCACCACAACACAUGACAACAGAAGCUGAUGGAGACCACUGUGGAGGAUCACAAGCAGACAACCUCUUAGCUCCGCUAUCAGAUAGUGACGACACAACGUCACACUCUCCUGAGGAUGAAGACAGGAACGACACCCAAGAACCUUUGAGCGGUGAUACAGACUGGGAAGGUGAUAUGAGGACUCAAACUGACAACAAACACUCUGAAUGCUCGAAAAAGAAGACAAGUAAAAAAUGUUUUACUUGCUCAAUUUGUGCUAAGACUUUUACUCAAAAGUCCACUUUGACUCGACACACACAAAGUACACAUAAUGAUGAAAAACCUUUUAGUUGUGCAGUUUGUGACAAACGAUUCUCUCUCAGAUCAUAUAUGGCAUCACACAUGACAAAACACACAGCAGAAAAACCCUUUAGUUGCUCAGUUUGUGCUAAAAGCUUUUCUUGUAAGCGUUAUGUGACUCAACACAUGCUGACGCACACAGUGGAAAAACCUUUUGGUUGUUCUGUUUGUGGUCAAGGAUUCAAUCAAAAGUCACAAAUGGUAUUACACAUGACAAAGCACACAGGAGAAAAACCCUUUAGUUGCUCAGUUUGUGCCAAAAGCUUUUCUUGUAAGCGUAAUUUGAGUCGACACAUAUUGACACACACAGGUGAAAAACCUUUUAGUUGCUCAGUAUGCACUGAAAGCUUUUCGAGAAAGCCUUAUUUGACUCAACACAUGCUGAAACACACAGGGGAAAAACCUUUUGGUUGUUCUUUUUGUGGUCAAGGAUUCAUUCAAAAGUCACAAAUGUUAUUACACAUGAGAAAGCACACAGGAGAAAAACCCUUUCGUUGCUCAGUUUGUGGUCGGAACUAUGCUUACAAGAAUAAUUUGGCACUUCACAUGGUGACGCACAAUGAAGUAAAACCUUUUAGUUGUUCUGUUUGUGGUAAAGGAUUUUCUAAGAAGUCACAAAUGGUAUCACACAUGAGGAAGCACACAGGGGAGAAACCCUUUGGUUGCUCAGUUUGCGGUAGUAACUACUCUAACAAGAACAGUUUGAUUCAUCACAUGGUGACACACACAGGAUAAAAACCUUUUAGUUGUUGCAGUUUGACAAAUAAUUGUCUCAAAAGCCACACAUGGUAUCUAUCGCACACAACAAAACAUACAGGAGAAAAACCCUUCAGUCGCUUAGUUUGUGCUGAAAGCUUUUUUAGCAAGCAUUAUUUGACUAUACAUGCUGACACACUAUUCCCCUGCAAGCAUGAAAUCACACAUCAGGGUACACUUAGAGACGUAACAAUAUGAAAAUUUCACAUCACGAUUAUUGUGACCGAAAUGGUCGCAGUAUUGUCGAACAUGUUCAAAAUGUUUAAAAAGCACUGAUACACACUGAAGUCUAUUAACAAAGUUUCAUCAAAAAAACGCAAAAAUAACACAAUGUACUCUCCCUGGCAGGUGAUGAUGAUGUAGCUCUGGUAGGUGUAGCCUGCUGCACGCCCACUCUGUAAAAUAAGGGAAGAACUAUUUUUAUUAUUAUUAUAUGAUGAUGAUGAUGAUUAGUAUUGUCACAGACACACUGACGUUACUCCUGUAAAAACUAAAAAUUUUGUUUCCGCCGUGAUUUGUUUUGAACAUGCAAUGUUUUUAUUCUCAAAAUUAACGAGCUCUAUGUCAGCCUUUCCGUCUCACUCGAUGCAUCUGCCUGAAUUUGGUAGCAGUGUAGGCAAUAAUGAAGUAGCAGCGGUCACAGCAGAAAACUCACAGAAACAAUAACACAUUUUGCGCUCGGUAUAGCGACCAAUAACGUGGGCUUAUUUUUUUUAGUAACGUUCGUAAACGCUUAAGUGACUUUUAUUGACAAACUAUAGGAACGUUUCACAGACAAACCACGCAUUCAACGACAAGUUUACUUACCUUACACUCGCUUAAAAGUUGUGGAUGGUGGUCAUGGAGAUGGCUCAUUAUAUUGGAAGGGUUAGCCCCUUUUGCAGAGACUGUUUUUAAUCCUGCAUUUAAUAUGUUGAUUGUCUUCAAUUUUUGUCCUAUCAGAAUCCUUCGAUAAUCCAAAAUAUGUACACAUACUGCGCAUGUGUGUUUCUUUUUACUGAUUUAUUUAUUUUUUGUUGUUGCAUGUUUGUUACACUCAAAUGUUUCAGAUCAUCAAACAAAUGUAAAUAUGACAACACAAAUGACAACACAACUGAACAGAAAAUGCAGUUUUUAAAUGAAACUUUUUAUUAUUAAAGGAGAAAAAAAUCCAAACCUACUUGGCCCUGUGUGAAAAAGUGAUUGCCCCCUAAACCUAAUAACUGGUUGGGCCCCCCUUAGCAGCAACAACAGCAAUCAAGUGUUUGUGAUAACUUGUAAUGAGUCUCUUACAGCACAGGAAUUUGGGCCGACUCAUCUUUGCAGAAUUGUUGUAAUUCAGUCACAGUGGAGGGUUUUCCAGCAUGAAGCACCUUUUUAAGGUCAUGCCACAGCAUCUCAAUAGGAUUCAGGUCAGGACUUGGACUAGGCCACUCCAAAGUCUUCAUUUUGUUUUUCUUCAGCCAUUCAGAGGUGGACUUGCUGGUGUGUUUUGGGUCAUUGUCCUGCUGUAGAACCCAAGUUGGUUUCAGCUUGAGGUCACGGACAGAUGGGCAGACAUUCUCCUUCAGGAUUUUUUGGUAGAUAGCAGAAUUCAUGGUUCCAUUUAUCACAGCAAGACUUCCAGGUCCUGAAGCAGCAAAACAUCCCCAGACCAUCACACUACCACCACCAUAUUUUACUCUUAAUAUCUUUUUCUGAAAUGCAGCCUUACUUUUACACCAAAUGUAAUGGGACACACACCUUCCAAAAAGUUCAACUUUUGUCUCAUCAGACCACAGAGUAUUUUCCCAAAGGUCUUGGGGAUCAUAAAGAUGUUCUCUGGCAAAAUUGAGACGAGAAGUAAUAUUCUUUAUGUUCAGCAGUAGUUUUUGUCUUGGAACUCUGGCAAGCAGGCCAUUUUGGCCCAGUAUCGUCGCUGCGCUCUUUGGGUAAUUUUGGUUGGCCAGCCACUCCUGGGAUGGUUUACCACUGUUCAAUGUAGGGAUGUCCCGAUCCGAUCUUCAGCAUUGGGAUCGGCUGCCGAUCCGCUGUAUUUUGAAGAUGGAAUCAAAUUGGCUUCCGCCAAGAGAUCGGGCCGAUCCGUUUGCCGUAAAACGUUUGUAACUCAGGGCCACACUCCAACAUGGUAGGUGCAGUAAUGCGCCUCAAAGCUGGUUGCCACUCGACUCUUGCCACCCGCCAAGAAGAAAUCGUAACACCACCAUGCAGACAUGUCUUCGGUGUACCGUGGUGCAGCAGUAGUUCCCCCUCACUGUUCCCAGACUGCUGUGUCAUGGUGCCAGGAGCUUGCGUGGGAAGUGCCGCUCUAACUGCUGGUUGUUUAUACGAGGAACCGUCAAUAAAUUACCAUUGUGUUAAAGAGAGUUUGGUAUAAAAAAUGUCAUAUAUUCUAAAUCACACCACAAGUUGAUCUAUAACCAUGUCAAAUGAUUAGUCCUACCCUUAAAGUAUUUUGCAUGACCAUUUUUUCCAAUUUGAUCUUUUAUUGGAUGGACUUUUUUUUGGAUUACGGACCUGAUUUACAGAGGUUUUGUUUCAAAGCCAAACAAUAUUGUUGGUCAUGCUGUGUAAUAGGCCUGGGCGAUAAACCAAAAAUUUACCUUUACCGAAAUUUACUACGAUAACCAACGUCAUUUUGCCCAUGUCAAUGAAUUUGGUGUUUUAAUAAAAAGGAAAAUAAAGGUAUUUUUUUGUCUGUUUUGACUGUGUGCUGGUAUGCUGUGUUCAUUCCCCUUUAGACGAGGUACAGUGUGUAGUCACGUGACUCCACCCAUCCACCCUGAACAAGAAGGGAAAUAGCAUUAGCACUAGCGCUAGCACUAGCAUUUCACUCGCAUAUGCGCAUAGAAAUAGACAGCGCGAGUAGAAAAAAUAAAAAGGGAGCAGAUGCGCC